GGGCCCGGGCACAGCCUCCUGGCAGAUGGCGCCUCCGCCGAGCAAUGAAGCUAAGCUAAGCUAGCAGCGAUGCUAACACUCAGGCUAGCUCGGCUAAUCCACCUUUAUUAAGAAAAGAGACGAUGAAUGAGGCGAUGGCUGCAGCCGUCCUGGUUGUGGCGUUCCUCCUGGCUGUCGGGGAUGUUUCAGGCGGUUUGGACUGCAGCCCGUCCGCCGUGGAGGCGACCAGCGGGCGGCGGUCUCUGUCAGCUGUGGUGGACACGCAGAGAGCCGAGCAGAGCCGAAGGCAACACCUGGAGGCUCUGUUCAACAGGUACGGAGAAAAUGGCUCCAUCUCUCUGGAUGGUCUGAAGCGUCUCCUCCAGAGCGUGGGGCUCGAUCGCAUCAGAACCGUUCUGGUGAAGCAUCGUGAGCAAGCAGGCCAUCAUCACCAUGAAGGUCACCAUCAUCAUCACCACCAUAAUGGUGGCCACCUGCAACACGGGAACCGGUCUGACCCCAGGAAGAUUUUAAAACCCUCUGAAAACCGGACCAAGGAUUCAGACAGUGAGCACCACUUGCAGAACAUUGAACCCACAGUGACGGUGUCAUCUGCUCCGGAGGUCAGAACCACGGUGGUAAACAGCGCCCGGUUGGUACUGGUACCACAAGCCAGGAGUUCUGAUCAGUCAGAUUCUACCAGAAAGGAGGCCACCCCAGUCACUGCAGCCAGAGUCUUUAUGGGUAGUCAGACUCAAAUGGUCCCACUCAGCAGAGCGGGUGAUCAUGAUCAUGAUGAUCAUCAUGAUGAUGAUGAUCAUGAUCAUGAUCAUGAUGACCACAACCAUGAUAUUCACAAGCCUCUGAACCAGGGUCACUCCCAGAACCGUAGCAUGGACCAGAUCCCGUGCCUGAACGCCUCCAGCCUCCUCGCCUCACAUGGGUUGUCUCAGGAAGUGGGUGUCGUCCUGGAAGACUUCAGCUACCUGUGCCCCGCCCUUCUGAACCAGAUAGACAUGGGAGCGUGCGUCCUGCACGGAGAGGCCCCCCAACAUCAUGAGAGAGAGCAUAAACAGCACAAACACGCUCACGGUCACCAUGGAGCUCAUAACCACUCCAACCAGAGCGAGCGUGGCGGAGGAGACGGCACCAGAAGUAUCUCAACAGCGUGGCUUGGCGGCUUCCUCUCCAUCACCAUCAUCAGUCUGCUGUCUCUGCUCGGCGUCGUCCUCAUCCCGCUCAUGAACAAAGUCUUCUUCAAGUUCCUGCUCAGCUUCCUGGUGGCGCUGGCCGUGGGAACGCUGAGCGGAGACGCCUUCCUGCACCUCAUCCCUCACUCUCAGGGCAGCCAUCAGCAUCACGAGGAGUUUGAGACGAGCACGGAGGAGCCUCAUCUCCACGAUGGACAAGAGGAUCUGGACGCCGUGUGGAAGGGCCUCACCGCUCUGAGCGGCGUCUACUUCAUGUUCCUGAUCGAACACUUCCUGACGCUGGGAAAAAUGUACAAAGACAAGAAGCAGAAGAUCCAGAAGAAAUGGGACCAGAAUGACAAAAACCCAGAGAAGCUCUCCGCCCAGGACAAACCAGCUGAAGACGUGGAGACGAAUGGCGCCGGCGUGUUUGGCGAGCCUCUGAGCGGUGGUGUGGCGGAGGAGGAGCAGGUGAUGCUGGCGCCGCAGGUGUCCGUCAUCUCGCCGCAGGGUUACGACCGGCCUUCGAGCUCCGACGCCUACACCGACGAGGACUGUGAAAACAAGUGCCACUCCCACUUCCACGACACGGUGGGCCAGGCGGACAGCAUGCACCACCACCACCACGACUACCACCACAUCCUGCACCACCACCACUCCCAGAACCACCACCCCCACAGCCACUCCCACUCGUACUCGGAGAAGCACUUCCAGCAGGCCGGCGUGGCCACGCUCGCCUGGAUGGUCAUCAUGGGAGACGGGCUGCACAACUUCAGCGACGGCCUCGCCAUCGGAGCAGCCUUCACGGAGGGUCUGUCCAGCGGUCUCAGCACGUCUGUGGCUGUUUUCUGCCACGAGCUGCCUCAUGAGCUGGGCGACUUUGCGGUGCUGCUGAAGGCGGGGAUGACGGUGCGUCAGGCCAUCCUUUACAACGUGCUGUCGGCCAUGAUGGCCUACUUCGGCAUGGUGACGGGCAUUUUGAUCGGGCACUACGCCGAGAACAUCUGCAUGUGGAUCUUUGCCCUCACGGCCGGGCUCUUCAUGUACGUGGCGCUGGUGGACAUGGUGCCGGAGAUGCUGCACAACGACGCCGGCGACCACGGCUUCAGCCACUGCGGCUUCUUCCUGCUGCAGAACGCCGGCAUCCUGCUGGGCUUCUGCAUCAUGCUGCUGAUCGCGCUGUUCGAGCACAGAAUCCAGCUGGACCUGGGCGUCUGAGGGGAACCGCUCGGGUCCCGGAGCUCCCGUCAUUCCAGCGUCUGAUGUUUGUGUUUGCUGUCGACAGACUCCUCCCACUUUUAGUUUACGUAAAAAUCAAACGGUUUGAGCACGAGGACUGAGACGUGUGGGUCGGACGCUGCUGCUUCAGCUGAAGGUUCUACGACUCGCAGGACGUUGGUUUGGAUUUGACUUUUGUUCGGUGGUUAGAUUUAGUUUGUUGUUUGGAGACAUCGUUCCUGCUGCGUCGUCCUCGUGAGGCCGAGGUCACGAUGAGCUCGACGUCCAGCCGCACGCCUCAGCUCCUGCAGCCGGUAAACCCGAGUCUGGAUCUGCUGCUGACGCGGGUUUGAAGACGUUGCAGCCACCCCCGAAGGCUCGUCUGUCUCCGUGUUUGUAGCGAGCUAGUUUCUUUAGAGUUCAUUUUACAACAAGUUACAACCCUCGUUUAAUAAAUUACUUCUGUUGUUCGACCCCGACGGACCAGCUGACGGUUCUGUAGCGUUUUAACGGUACGACGUGGAGCGGACUGUAAAACGAGACGUGGGGCGUUUCAUUCCAGUUUAAACUCUAUAUUUAGUUUUUUAUUCUUUGUGGAGCUCGUAAACGUCUGGUGGAGGUUUCGAACCAGUCGUCCUUAAAAAUACAGAAAGUGUCCGAUCGCUCCAGAGAACCGUUUCUGCCCGUUUGAUUUUAAUUUUAAAAUCUGACUCUAAUCUUGAAACACUCGUAGUUUCCUCCAUCAUUUUGAACAGAGUGUCCCUGAACGCCCCACGUCUGAGAGCUGCAGGGCGAGCAGCUUUUUCUGGAUUAUACUUGAGUCGUGUCGGGAGAAAAGGUUUUACAUGAAGCAGCUGAGCUUUGACUCCACCGGCAGGACAAGAGCUGAACAAGCUGCUUAAUCUCAGACCAGUCGGUGGAACAGUCAAAGUGUUGGAUGUAGUUCAGAACUUGUUCGUUAAAAUGUUAUUUUUAGACUGUUACGUUCGUUUAUGUGCCUUUUUGUUUGUUUCAGACCAACUCCGAGGUGGUGAAAAGAAAGAUUUGUUUACUUUUAUUUAGAUUUACAGGUUCAGGUUUAAGAUGGCAGCUCAAGUUAAAACCCAAAAUGUUCUUUGUGUUGGGCUCGACAUUGGACGACCUUCAGAGUCAAACUGCUUCGCUCUGAUUGGUCCAGUGUUCGGGUCAAACAGGUCCAGUGUUAAAGUGUAAAUGCUUCAUGUCCGUCCUCCAUGUUUGUUGUCCUCAACACAAACACUGUGACAAUAAAAUGUAGAAAUAAA
Messenger RNA from Nematolebias whitei (Rio pearlfish), 3670 nucleotides. It is a transcript of the gene slc39a6, whose product is annotated as solute carrier family 39 member 6. Gene Ontology annotation, biological process: zinc ion import across plasma membrane; intracellular zinc ion homeostasis. Lineage: Eukaryota; Metazoa; Chordata; Actinopteri; Cyprinodontiformes; Rivulidae. Gene Ontology annotation, molecular function: zinc ion transmembrane transporter activity. The transcript has 12 exons. The record is from RefSeq and is a predicted model, not a curated record. The coding region runs from base 123 to 2387 and encodes 754 amino acids. Gene Ontology annotation, cellular component: membrane.